Medicago truncatula (barrel medic) is the source of this 1200-nucleotide messenger RNA. RefSeq lists its product as uncharacterized. Bases 33 to 818 code for a protein of 261 amino acids. Lineage: Eukaryota; Viridiplantae; Streptophyta; Magnoliopsida; Fabales; Fabaceae. The record is from RefSeq and is a predicted model, not a curated record. The transcript has 2 exons.
AUCCAUUAGUUUGUUUUUGAUAAAGUUAUAAGAUGGCAUCAAAUGGUGAAAAUAUGGACGGAGGAAUGACUUUUAAAUGGACCGAAAAUGACCAUGAAAAGAUUUUUUCUGAGCUUUGUAUCAAGUUCAUUAGGAAGAACGGCCGUGUAUCAUUUAGAUGGAAGGAGAUUAACCAAGAGUUUGAAUCUAUCAUUAAGCGGAAAUGUGUGGACAAAACUUUGAAGAAUAAGUAUGAUUAUAUGAAGAAGGAUUGGCGAUUGUGGAAAUUUUUGAAGUUUGGAGAAACUGGCUUAGGAUGGGAUCCUCUUACAGGAAAGCUUAGUUGUUCAGAUGAGUGGUGGGAUAGAAAGAUUAAGGAGAAACCCGAGGCUAAAAAGUUUCGUAAUAAGUCAAUAGAUCCUUCACUUGAGGAAUUAUGGAAUCAACUAUUUGAAGACAGUUAUGCAGAUGGGACAGAGAAUGUGGCACCCUCUAUGGAUCCUAAUUCUGUUCGACCUGUGAAACAUUUGAUUGUGAAUGUUGAGGAUGAAGAUGAUGAAAGUUGUGGAGAAGAUAUGAAUCAUUAUGAGAGUGGAGAGGAUGUUUAUGCUGAAUAUAAUUGUUAUGAUCCUCGUAUCAAGGACUUAUUAAAUAAUGAUAGUGCAUUUUGGCCUGAUUUUAUGGAAGGGAGUAGCGGCAGCCAAGUGCCUACCCAAGGUGUUAGAGCUACCCAAGUAUCUAGUCAAGGUGAUGAAGCUACCAAGUACCUGCCAGACGUGUUGAAGUUAACCAAGUACCUAGCCAAGGAAAUGGUACAAAAAAAACUGCAUUUACUCUAAAGGUGGCUAAGAAAAUCGUCAAGGAAAAGCGGAAAGGAAGACAAUCAGGAGGGGCAGCAAAAUUAAGCAGUCAAAUCGAUGCCUUAGUAUCAAACACUAGCACUGCAGUGGAGAUAUUGAAUUCUGAUGACAGUUUGGGUAAACAUCAUAACGCUAACUCAACUGUUGCAGCUGCAAUCACAGUUAUUAAUAGGAUGUUUGCUGAAAACAAUCUGGAAAAAGGGAGUGCUUUGUGGUGUUUUGCACUUACUCUGAUUGAGAAUGAAGUGAGACGGGACAUUUUUAUGAACAUUGAGGAUGAUGAUGGAAGGAAAUCUUGGUUGAUGUAUAUGCAAGCUAAUUAGAAGUGAUAUUUUUUUCACUGUAUUGUUUCAAUUAGUGU